This is a messenger RNA of Conger conger (European conger), 5085 nucleotides long. It is a transcript of the gene dtx2, whose product is annotated as deltex 2, E3 ubiquitin ligase. Gene Ontology annotation, cellular component: nucleoplasm. The coding region runs from base 1035 to 2831 and encodes 598 amino acids. The transcript has 9 exons. Lineage: Eukaryota; Metazoa; Chordata; Actinopteri; Anguilliformes; Congridae. Gene Ontology annotation, biological process: protein ubiquitination; Notch signaling pathway. The record is from RefSeq and is a predicted model, not a curated record. Gene Ontology annotation, molecular function: ubiquitin protein ligase activity; zinc ion binding.
CCUGGCGUUAUGUACGCCAAAUGACAGUAAACGUACGGACACAGCCCGAGUCUCGUAUCUUCCCUCUACGUAGAAAAUCUCUGAGUUACUCGCUUUGGUUGGGGGCUGUUUCGUUAGAUAUGUUUAUCUAUACCAUAUACUUUAGAAAAAGGAGGUAUAUAUACUUACGCAGAGUUACGCAGAGUUUACCCAAGACGGAAAGUCCUCAAGUGUCUCGAAUCUUGGAGGUAUCUGGCUAACGUUAGUCAUCAAGUUGUUUUUUUAUCAAAGCAUUUAGUCUAGCUAACGCAAACUUGGCUUUUAUUUAAUUUGGCUCGCUUUCGGUCUGGACGAGUAACCUAACAUAGCUAACGUUGAGCAGCAAACGUUCGCCAUUUAGCUGUCAUGUGGAAUUAGCGACGCUAAUCUAUCGAAGUGUUUCCAUGUUAGCUAUUAGUAAUGUGCAAAUUAAACCUGCGGAUUUAGCUAACGUUAGCAAAUUAGCGAACUAGGCUACAGCUCUAUCGUUUUGACAUUGACGUAGUUACACGAAUGUAGCACAAUUAUGAUAUUCUACCUGCAGUCCUUGUGUAGAGGAAUUUCGGUGUUCGGGUAACGUUUUUACUUGUAACGUGACGUGUUUCAAAUUGUUUUCUUGGUGCAUGAUGUAUUACGCUAUAAUUAGCUAAUUAAGUAUAUCGCUAGCUAGUUAGCCACGUAGCCUAGCUAUGCCGUCAUCCAAGUGAUUUAGCUAAUGUUCACAAAUUAAAUACUUUAUCUGGCUAACGUUACUCUUUUGAGAUCCAACCUAACACGCUGCAUCUGACUGCAACGACUCACUGUGACGUAAGCUAAUUGGCAGCUAACUACAAACUAAACUAUGGUUGUAGUGCUAGCUAGUUAGCUGGCUUCCUAAAAACACAGAAACACACCCGUUAGCUUGCUUCCUAGAUGGUGUAGCUAGCGCGAUCUAAGGGAAAACUAACGUUAACUCGGGUGACCACUCCGGUUAGCAAGCUAAAAAGGACACCACCUGUUCAGAAAUUUAGUUGGGAAUGGCUACAGCUUCAGGAUCUAUACCGGGGGUAAGCGGGGCUUGGGCCGGACCUCCUCCAACUACAACGUCUCCUGGUAUCAUUACUCCUGGGCAGUUACAGCCUAUGGUAGUUGUCUGGGAAUGGCAAGAUGAUGCAGGAUUCUGGCGGCCGUACAGCGGCAAGGUGAGCUGCUAUAUCGAGCAAUGUCUUUUGCAUCAACGAGGACUGAGGAGUGUGGGACCAGCUUCCACAAGCAUUUCUUUGGGGCAGUCAGACCCCAGCUUGGCCUCUUACAUCAUUGACAUCCCAAGCCUCAAACAGUUCCGCCAAGAUACUGGGAAGAUGCGGUCUGUACGCCGAAGCCUGUUCCCCCAGUCUUCUGCCUUGGGGAGUGGGGUAAAUUGGGAAUGGGCCAAUGAUGAGGGAGGAUGGACUCCAUACGAGAUGCGCACCUCCAUCAUGCUGGAGCACAGCUUCCAGGCCAGGCAGACCACAGCAGACCUCAUCCCACAUGGCUACAAUUACAUUGUGGACCUCACAGCACUCUUCCAGGUCAACAAAGUCUCUGGAUUUAAGCGGCAGGUCCGCCGGCAGACCAACCAGCCCUACCCACUUGUACCCCCUGGAUCAGGCUCUGUCAUCCACUCUGGACCCGCCUGCUCCUGCCAUCAAUGCCUGAGCAACAGCGCCACCGGUCCCAUGCCCAGCCGUUCACGGCACUCCUUCUCCUCCUCCACCCAGAUGAGCAGGCCCAGCCUGAGGCCAACAGGUGGUAGCCUCAACUCCAUGUACUCCCCUUACCCUAGGAGGCCACUCUCCGUGGGUGGGAUGGCCUGGGGAGGCCCCUGGAUCCCAGCUACAUCUGCAGGCCCAUCCCCUGGAACCUCGCAAACCUAUUCCUCCAGUACCAAUGGCUUGAGCAUUCCCACUGUCCCUGUGCAGCUGAAUGGGUCCAACAGUGUGAGCACAGCUCUGGCAGGCAUGGCUUCCAUUUUGAUGUCAGCAGCUGGACUUGGAGUUUGCCUUUUGAGUGCCCCUCUCUCGCAGUACCCACCGGGCAGGCCCACCAAAACUCACAGCACCAUUAGGAGGGCAAAGAGACAGCCCAGGACAGCCCAAGACCAGAAACCAGAGGAGGUGAUCCAGAGAUACAUGGAGAAAGUGGCUGUUCCCCCAGAAGAGGACUGCAUCAUUUGCAUGGAACGGCUGAGUUGUCCUUCUGGCUAUGAGGGAGCAUUGGACUGCCAGGCUAUGCCACCCAACACAGUCGGCAAGUUCACCAAGUGUGGUCACAACCUGCAUCUGCUCUGCAUGCUGGCCAUGUAUAACAAUGGAACAAAGGAUGGCAGCCUUCAGUGUCCUUCUUGCAAGACAAUCUAUGGGGAGAAAACCGGAACCCAGCCCAAGGGCAAGAUGGAAAUCUACAGUAUUCCCCAGCCACUCCCAGGCCACCCUGACUGUGGGACUAUACAGAUCAUCUACAGUAUUCCACCAGGGGUGCAGGGCUCAGAACAUCCCAAUCCGGGCCAGCCCUAUACCUGUAGAGGAUUCCCACGGCUCUGCUUCCUACCAGACAAUCACAAGGGUAGAAAGGUACUAGAGUUGCUGAAAGUAGCCUGGACGCGAAGGCUCAUUUUCACUGUGGGUACCUCCAGCACCACCGGGGAACCUGACACUGUGGUGUGGAAUGAGAUCCACCACAAGACAGAGAUGAUGUCAAACAUCUCCGGUCACGGCUACCCAGACCCCAACUACUUGGACAACGUGCUGUCAGAGCUGGCCGCUCAAGGUGUGACUGAGGAGUGCCUAAAAUAGGCAGGGCCAAGCCAGGGAAUAUAAGACCCUGAUCCCUGCCACCACCACCUAUACUCUGUCAUUGCUAAGCACUGUAAUCAUGUAUUUUGAGGACAUUACUAGGACCGACAGCUGUGCUACAGGGAAAAGGCUGAACCUCUCGCCUGUGGUCAGGAUGAGGAUUUAGGCCUUUUGCAGAGUGUAUUUUUCAUUUGUGAAAUAGGAAUCCAAAUAAAUACUGUGCCAUGCAAAAGUAUUUGCCCCUUUACUGAUUUUCUCUAUUAUUGCAUAUUUGUUACACUGAGUGGUUUCAUAUCUUUAGACAAAAUAUAAAAUUUAAAAAAGGGAACCUGAGUAAAUGCAAAACACAUUUUAAAAAUUAUUAUUUAAUUUGUUUAAUUUUAAAAAAUGAAAAUGUUUGGCCCCUUCAGUUUAAUUGCUGCUUGCACCAACUUUAGCUGAAAUAAUUGCAACCAAAUGCUUCCUGUAAUUUGAUAUCAGUCUUUCGCAACUCUGUGGAGGAAUUUUCGCCCACACUUUGAAGAACUGCUGUAAUUCACACACUAGUAGCUUGUUGAACAUGAACUGCUCAUUUCAGGUCCUGCCACAGCAUCUCUGUUGGGUUCAUGUUAAGACUGUGAUUAAGCCACUCCAAAGCCAUUUGUAAGGGUCUGGGACUCCACUGAACCACACUGAAAUGAACAGUAGCAAAUCUUACCAGGAGUGUUCAGCCUGCCAAAAUUUAUUCAACUGUGUGGCAACACAUCGAGAUUGUCACAAAAGAUCCCAGCAGAAGACUGGACUAAAAUUGGAUUCAUGGGAGAAUAGCAAUGUAGAAAGCCUUUUUGGAUAUUAUGCUCUGAGUCAAAAGUGGAACCUUUUGGAUAAUAUUGUUCACAUCAUUCCUGGCGUGAAGCAAAUACAGCAUUUCACAGUAAGAACAUCAUAACAAUCAAACGUGGUGGUAUUGUCGGGAUGCUUUGCUGCCUUGGGACCUGGGCAACUUGCCAAUAUUGAAGGAACCAUGAAUUCGGCUCUAUAACAGAAAAUUUGGUCUCAUUUUACUUGAACCCCCCACAAAAAGGCUGACAACACAGUCAUACACAUGAUUUAACCGCUGUCAGCUUGCAAUAAUUUCUGCUAACAUGCUUCUUGUUAAGUUUAAGGGGUUGUCCUCUUUUUCACAAGGGUGAUAUGGCUGUUCGAUAACUUUAAAUUAAAUGAAUGAAAUUUGUGUGCGUGUUUUGUGUUUACUCUGGUUCCCUUUUCUAAUGUUACAUUUUGUCUAAAGAUCUGAAACCAUUCAGUUCGGCAAAUAUACAAUAAUAAAUAUUAGGAAGGACGCAAAUUACUUUCCACAGCAUUGUAAAUGUGCUUUCAUAAUGCUGCCUUCCUUUAGGUCUGUUGCGUGUCUUUUCUGCCUGCCCUGUCCCUUUAUCUUUCAUUAAUGAAAGGCAGCUUUUGUGAGGCACAAAUAAAAUGUUAAUGCAGUAUUUCUGAAAAUAACCAUUUUAUAAUUUCAUGGCAUAUUUCACAUAAUUUCUGUAUUCUUAUCCCUUGCGCUUUUUAGUUUAGGAUUUUAAGAUGACACCUAUACAUGUCUUAAGAAAUGGAACUAUAUAUAUAACCCUAAAAUCAGGUGGUUGUCUUUAGUAAUGUAUGUUUCUCCCUUUUAUCAUAACAUAGUUCCAUAAUUUUUUUAUUAUUAGUGAUUGAUUUUUAUAGAAAUGUGUAGGGUUUGCUAUGAAGCAAGAACCUUGAUACAAGCUGUUGGUCCCAAAAUAGUUGAAGGCUGCAUAUAAUGCCAGUAAUAUGAUGAGGAAAAUAUUAUGAGGAUGCUUUAAAUAUAAGAUGGGCAUUAGCAAGCGUGGAAUGUGACUGUGGCAAUCAAAUGUGGAAUGUUGAUUCUCUGCUUUCUAUGUGUAAUCUACCCACAUGACUUCCCUUAAUUUUACAAGUUUCUGCAGUACUUAUGGUGAUCUUCAUGAACCCCAUAAUGGGACAACCUACUAGGAGCUGUCAAUCAUAGCCCUUUUUGUAGAAGAGGAGUGUUUUGCAUCCUACAACCAAACACUUAAAAUCAGCUAUCCUCUUAUAGCCAAUGGUAUAUAGCUAUUACUAGUGUCCUGGUGUAUACUAGUAUACAUACGUAGGUAUAUAUUUUUUUAUGAAUUGCUCUAAUUGCCUGUUAUACAGAUUAGGACAUUCAAAAGCUUAUGAUGUGAAUCUAUUGAGGUGUGAGAAUGACUACUUCAAUAAAGAACAAAAGAUUAAA